Molecule: messenger RNA, 1647 nt
Organism: Eremothecium sinecaudum
Lineage: Eukaryota; Fungi; Ascomycota; Saccharomycetes; Saccharomycetales; Saccharomycetaceae
Gene: CCT7
Product: chaperonin-containing T-complex subunit CCT7
Exons: 1
Coding region: 1-1647 (548 amino acids)
Biological process (GO): protein folding
Cellular component (GO): chaperonin-containing T-complex
Molecular function (GO): ATP-dependent protein folding chaperone; ATP hydrolysis activity; ATP binding
Source: RefSeq, a predicted model, not a curated record
AUGAAUUUUGGUAAUCAAACUCCAACGAUUGUUGUGCUAAAGGAAGGAACUGAUGCUUCCCAAGGUCGUGGUCAAAUAAUCUCUAAUAUCAAUGCCUGCCUUGCCAUCCAAGAUACCCUAAAGCCUACUCUUGGUCCUUUGGGAUCCGAUAUUCUAAUCGUUACUAGUAACGGUAAAACUACAAUAUCUAAUGAUGGUGCAACUAUUUUAAAGCAACUAGAUGUGGUACAUCCUGCCGCUAAAACUUUAGUGGAUAUCUCACGUGCCCAAGAUGCUGAGGUUGGGGAUGGUACAACCAGUGUUACGAUAUUAGCCGGUGAAUUGCUCAAGGAAGUAAAGCCAUUUUUGGAAGAAGGUUUGUCUUCGCACGUUAUUAUGAAAGGAUACCGUACUGCUGCUGACCUUGCAAUCAAGAAAAUUAAUGAACUGGCUGUCGACAUCAGCAGCGAGAAGGUGAGUAGAGAUUUGCUCGAGCGGUGUGCAAGGACAGCAAUGUCUUCUAAAUUGAUUUCUCACAAUGCUACUUUCUUUGUCAAGAUGUGUGUAGAUGCCGUUCUUUCAUUGGAUCAAAAUGACCUUGAUGAAAAAUUGAUUGGUAUUAAGAAGAUACCUGGUGGAGCUAUGGAAGACUCUAUGUUUGUUGAUGGUGUUGCUUUCCAAAAGACUUUUUCAUAUGCUGGUUUCGAACAGCAACCAAAGAAAUUUGAGAAUCCUAAAAUUUUGUGUUUGAAUGUCGAAUUGGAACUAAAGGCUGAGAAGGACAAUGCUGAAGUACGUGUUGAAAACGUCGAUGACUAUCAAUCUGUUGUAGAUGCCGAAUGGCAAAUAAUUUUAGACAAAUUGCAGCAAAUUGUCGACACAGGUGCCAACAUUGUAUUAUCUAAAUUACCUAUUGGUGACUUGGCUACCCAGUUUUUCGCUGAUAGGAAUAUCUUCUGUGCUGGUAGAGUUGCUUCUCCAGACAUGGACCGUGUGCUACUUGCUUUAGGCGGAUCUACUCAAUCAACGACUAGUGAUAUCAGACCAGAGCAUCUUGGUACCUGUGCUUUAUUUGAAGAGGUUCAAAUUGGUUCUGAGCGUUACAAUCUUUUCCGUGGCUGCCCUGAGGCUAAGACAUGUACUCUAUUAUUACGUGGUGGUGCAGAGCAAGUUAUUGCUGAAGUUGAAAGAUCUCUACACGACGCUAUUAUGAUUGUAAAGAGAGCCUUACAAAGCAAGACUGUUGUUGCAGGUGGAGGAGCUAUAGAGAUGGAACUAUCAAAAUAUCUAAGAGAUUAUUCAAAAACAAUUGCUGGGAAACAGCAAUUAAUCAUCAAUGCAUUCGCAAAGGCACUAGAAGUUAUUCCAAGACAACUUUGUGAAAAUGCGGGCUUUGACGCCAUCGAAAUCCUCAACAGAUUGAGACUAGUCCACAGCAAGGGUGAAAAAUGGUUUGGAGUGGAUUUCGAAACAGAAUCAAUCGGCGACAACUUCACCAAGUUUGUAUGGGAACCAGCUUUAGUUAAGAUAAACGCCAUCAGCAGCGCUACAGAGGCUGCAAACUUGAUUCUAUCAGUAGACGAGACAAUCAAAAACAAGGAAAGCGAUGGCGCCAACGCCGGCAUGGCCCCUCCAGGCGCCAGAGGUAAGGGAAUCCCAAUGCGUUAG